CGGCUGCGCAGGAGUGACGGGGCGCGGGCGAGUGGGAGGGGGGUGUUUUGGUUCUCGUCGCUCGCCGUCCUUUCCAGACCCGGCGGUAGGAAAGCUGCUUGUUCCUGCUUUUCCUUCCCCUUCCCUUCCCUUCCCCUUUCCCAACCCGGAUUUUCCCUUCUUCCAUUCACGCGCCUCAUUUUGAUCGACUGCUGCCCGGGAUCCGAGCCAUUUUCCGGGCCGGGCGCUCGAAAGCGCGCGGCCCCAGGGCCCGGUUCAUGACCCGCCGCCCUGCCGCCCCUUGCCUUCUCCGCCCCAUGUGGCUGCGGGGCCACGGCGGCGCUGCCCACUAUGGCCCGGAAAGCAGUUAGCAGGAAGCGGAAAGCGUCUGCCUCGCCAGGAGCCGGGAGCGACGCUCAGGGCCCGCAGUUUGGCUGGGAUCAUUCGCUGCACAAAAGGAAAAGGCUCCCCCCAGCGAAGAGAUCCCUAGUGUACUACCUGAAGAACCGCGAAGUCAGGCUCCAGAACGAGACCAGCUACUCUCGCCUGUUACAUGGUUAUGCAGCACAACAGCUUCCCAGUCUCCUCAAGGAGAGAGAAUUUCACCUCGGGACCCUUAAUAAAGUGUUUGCUUCUCAGUGGUUGAAUCAUAGGCAAGUGGUGUGUGGCACGAAAUGCAACACACUCUUUGUCGUGGAUGUCCAGACAGGCCAGAUCACCAAGAUUCCCAUUCUGAAAGACCGGGAACCUGCAGGGGUGACUCAGCAGGGCUGUGGUAUCCAUGCAAUUGAACUGAAUCCUUCUAGAACUCUCCUCGCCACUGGAGGAGACAACCCAAACAGUCUUGCCAUCUACCGCCUGCCUACCUUAGAUCCUGUGUGUGUGGGUGAUGAUGGACACAAGGAUUGGAUCUUUUCUAUUGCGUGGAUCAACGAUACUAUGGCAGUGUCUGGCUCACGGGAUGGGUCUAUGGGACUCUGGGAGGUGACAGAUGAUGUGUUGACCAAAAGUGAUGCAAGACAUAACGUGUCACCAGUCCCUGUGUAUGCUCACAUCACUCACAAGGCCUUAAAGGAUAUCCCCAAGGAGGAUACAAACCCGGACAACUGCAAGGUGCGGGCUUUAGCCUUCAACAACAAGAACAAGGAAUUGGGAGCAGUAUCGCUAGAUGGCUACUUUCAUCUCUGGAAGGCUGAAAAUACAUUGUCUAAGCUCCUUUCCACCAAAUUGCCAUAUUGUCGAGAAAACGUGUGUCUGGCCUAUGGUAGUGAGUGGUCAGUGUAUGCAGUGGGCUCUCAAGCGCAUGUCUCCUUCUUGGAUCCACGGCAGCCAUCGUACAACGUCAAGUCUGUCUGCUCCAGAGAACGAGGCAGUGGGAUUCGAUCAGUGAGCUUCUAUGAACACAUUAUCACUGUGGGCACAGGGCAGGGCUCCCUGCUGUUCUAUGACAUCCGAGCUCAGAGAUUUUUGGAAGAGAGGCUCUCAGCUUGUUAUGGGUCCAAGCCCAGACUCGCAGGGGAGAAUCUGAAACUAACUACUGGCAGGGGCUGGCUGAAUCAUGAUGAAACUUGGAGGAAUUACUUUUCGGACAUUGACUUCUUCCCCAAUGCUGUUUACACCCACUGCUACGACUCGUCCGGAACGAAACUCUUUGUGGCAGGGGGCCCCCUCCCUUCUGGGCUCCACGGAAACUAUGCUGGACUGUGGAGUUAAUGACAACUAACUUUCUCCCAAAAUGCAGAUUUACACUAACUUCCACCCUCAGUUUCCUUGCUUGGUCUUUUGAUUUCCCUAGCUGUGGAAGGCUCUCCUGUCUAUGCAAACAGAGUUUGCUCCUGGGUCAGGCAGUUACUAGGAAGAGGCUCUAUGCAGAAAUCCAAAAGCUGGGACGUUCUACGUCAGUUGGUGGUUUGUUGUUCUGGGUUUUUUGUUUGUUUUCACUUUGCAGUAAUUAGAAUUUUACUUUUCCCCCUUCUGCUUUUUAAAGCAAACACUGUUACAAAUCCCUUUUUAUUUUUCCCUCUCCUUCCUCUGGCUUCUUUACACUGAAAUGACAAAGUCAUUCUCACCCUUACUUCACGGAGGUAGGGCCCCUUUAUAAUCGUGUGGUGGCUGUCCGACUUUCUGUGAAAGUGUGGGAGCCUUUGCGUGUGUGUCUCUGUGUGUGUGUCUGUGUGGUGUGUGUGUGUCUGUGUGCGUUUGUGUGUGUGAACUUGUGUGCCUGCUGGUACUGCAUCACUGAUACUACUUGGAAUGAGGAUUAUCUGUAAUUAAAGUAUUUAUAAAAGAAACAACUUUACUCAGAGUCCAGCUUUGGGACCGACAUUGUAGGAAGAGAAACAGACACACCAGGAAAACCCUUGAGUUAGAGAAGCCGGAUGGGAGGGGAGGCUGCAUCCCAGGACUCCAAACUGUCCAGGCCUACCUGUCCUUCCACCCACGCAGGAAUGCCCACAUGUGUGUUACUUCCACUCCCGACCUCCUGUCUGCUCGCCCAGACUGGGGAAUGCAGGCGACUUCACAGCCUAGAUAAAGACAAUCCUCUCCCCCGUCUCCUGCCUCUGAUCUGACGGAGAGCAGGCAGUCUCAAGCCUGUGUGGUUACUGUUCAUGACUUGCAGGAGAAACCUUCCAUUCUUGGGGUUUUGCUGGUAUUUUCUAAUUUGUCUGUCCAGGAAGGUGUGGUUUGUAGCGAGUGCUUUGUGUGUGGGAUCUGUUCUCAGUGCAGCGGGGCUUAGUGUUGGAAGUCACCGUCCUGCUCUGUUGGCUCAUUCCUAGGGUAGUGACAGGUGGCUGUGCCAGCAUCACUGCAUGUGACAGUGUAGCUGUGACUGGUAAUUUGCUUGUUUCUCUCAAACUAUUUAGUGUGAAGGGUUUUUUGUUUUUGUUUUUAACUUGCAGGCAACCGACUGUCAAGCCAGUUGUUGUCUUCCGAACAUCAUGUGGAAAGGAAGCUCUCCCCACCCUAGUACCCUGAGACACACAGUGCUGCCUGAGAAAUGCAGUCAUACACCUGCACCCAGUUUCUCGGUUGCUCCCCAGUUCUUCCAUGCUCUCUUUGUGUCAAAUGAGUAUUCUCAUAAUGGCUGGGGCUGCUGGGGAGGGAAGCGGCAGGCCCACCAUAGGACACAGCAUAUGCCACAGGUUUUAGAAUAAUCAUCCUAUAAUCUAGAGAAAUAGGUGCUAUCAACAGGAAAUUAAGCAAAAUGCUGGAUGCUGUGAAUCUUUUGUCUUAAUUUUUUUCUAUUCUUAAACUACAGGCUGUAGAUGUCUUAGUUCUCACAGAACUUCUGUCUUUUUAAACUGACUUGUGUGUUUAAGAAAACAAAACUCUUGUAGGAUGUUUUGUGCCAUUGCCAGACCGUCUCCUGUGAUGCUUUUGAUUGUCUUGAGAUUUUCUGUUUUUAAAAAUGUAGCAUUUGACUUUUUUGCCAAGGAAAAAUAAAUACUAUCCCAGUG
Messenger RNA from Mus caroli (Ryukyu mouse), 3437 nucleotides. RefSeq names its product DDB1 and CUL4 associated factor 12 (gene Dcaf12). Gene Ontology annotation, molecular function: protein binding. Gene Ontology annotation, cellular component: Cul4-RING E3 ubiquitin ligase complex. The record is from RefSeq and is a predicted model, not a curated record. NCBI's taxonomy places the organism in Eukaryota, Metazoa, Chordata, Mammalia, Rodentia, Muridae.